Folsomia candida is the source of this 1257-nucleotide messenger RNA. It is a transcript of the gene eIF2alpha, whose product is annotated as eukaryotic translation initiation factor 2 subunit 1. Gene Ontology annotation, molecular function: translation initiation factor activity; ribosome binding; RNA binding. Lineage: Eukaryota; Metazoa; Arthropoda; Collembola; Entomobryomorpha; Isotomidae. Gene Ontology annotation, cellular component: multi-eIF complex; eukaryotic 48S preinitiation complex; eukaryotic translation initiation factor 2 complex. The transcript is spliced from 6 exons. Bases 201 to 1181 code for a protein of 326 amino acids. The record is from RefSeq and is a predicted model, not a curated record.
AGUUGUAGGGGAACUUUGAAACCCGGGAUAACUUGGCCAUAUUGACCAUUUCUUUCUCCUCCAGUCCUCCACCCAUUGCACACUCACUUUCCGUCGUCAACAUUUUUCGGAACUUCCCCUCGCCAGCUUCUUUCGCUUAUCAACACGAGAAAACACGAAAGUACUUGUUGCGUGUGGAACAGUAAUCCAACCCAGAAAACAUGCCGCUAUUUUGUCGCUUUUACAAGGAGAAAUAUCCCGAGGUGGAUGAGGUGGUGAUGGUUAACGUGAAACGUAUCGCAGAAAUGGGAGCGUACGUUCACCUACUCGAGCACAAUAAUAUUGAGGGCAUGAUAUUACUUUCGGAGCUUUCAAGAAGACGUAUUCGCAGUGUGAACAAACUGAUUCGUAUUGGAAAAACCGAACCGGUCGUCGUUAUCCGAGUUGACAAAGAAAAAGGUUACAUUGAUUUGUCCAAGCGUCGAGUGGCCGCGGAAGAUGUUGAAAAGUGUAAUGAACAAUUUUCAAAGGCAAAAGCUGUCAAUUCAAUCCUUCGCCAUGUAGCUGAUCUUUUAGGAUAUGAAACUGAUGCACAGUUGGAGGAGCUCUACAGUAAAACAGCGUGGCAUUUUGAAGAAAAAUAUAAAAAGAAGGCUUCAGCUUAUGAUGUAUUCAAACAGGCAGUUCAAGAACCUUCGAUUCUGGAUGAAUGUGGCCUUGACGAUCGAGCAAAGGAAAUGCUUUUGGAUAACAUUAAGCAAAAGUUAAUGUCUCAGGCAGUCAAGAUCCGAUCGGAUGUCGAAGUGUCCUGUUAUGCUUACGAAGGAAUCGAAGCUGUCAAAAAAGCACUGAGGGCUGGACUGGAAUGCUCAUCAAAUGACAUGUCUGUUAAAAUUAAUUUGAUUGCUCCUCCACUAUAUGUUGUCACUACAUCGACUCCGGAACGACAAGAAGGUAUCCAAUUACUGCAAAAAGCAAUUACUCGGAUUGAAGAGACAAUCAAAAGUCUCGGUGGGAGCUUCAAUGUUCAGAUGGCUCCAAAAGUUGUUACUGCGAUUGAUGACGCCCAACUGGCAAGCAUGAUGGAACGAUUAGACUUGGAGAAUCAAGACGUGUCUGGCGAUAGUGAUGAUAGUGAAGGAGAUGAAAAUGGUGACGAUGAAGAAAAAGUGACCACAAAGGAGAAUGGCGAUGAAAACUAGAUUUAGGUUUGUUAUUGCUAUCAUAAUAAUUUUUAUAUAAGUUCGUUAAAUAAACUUCCAAAUUUAUAACUUUCAA